This is a messenger RNA of Linum tenue, 1659 nucleotides long. NCBI's taxonomy places the organism in Eukaryota, Viridiplantae, Streptophyta, Magnoliopsida, Malpighiales, Linaceae. The record is from the annotation of a GenBank genome assembly.
ACCGCUACUUUUCAGAAAAUACCUUCUGGAAACCGUGCUCCCUCCUCCGUCCUCCGAGCUUCCAUUCAGUAAACAUCAUCGGAGGUUUCAGAAAUUAGGACCGACAUUGCAGCAAAAGGAGGAUUUCAUCGCCUCGUAAAUCUUCUUUACUUUUGUCUUGCUGUGGCUGUUACCACCCUGCAUUUAGUUGCCGUCUUCUUCCUCGAGAAAUCAGUCUGUCCUUUCUGAUCCCUGACCGUUGAUUAUAUUCACAGUUCAAGGAUCCUCUCACUUAGUAGAAGCUCAAACAAAGCCAAGAGGGAGCGAGACCGAGGAAUUCUAGAAAUAAAUGUCUCAAGGAAAUCAUGGGGUUGAGAUUCCCAGAGUGAAACUGGGUACCCAAGGUCUAGAGGUGUCGAAGUUGGGGUUUGGAUGCAUGGGGCUAACAGGGAUGUACAAUGCUCCAGUGCCAGAAGAUCUGGGUAUUUCAAUCAUCAAGGAAGCAUUUAACAAUGGGAUAACUUUCUUUGACACCUCUGAUGCUUAUGGCCCUUACACCAAUGAAACUCUGCUUGGCAAGGUACUGAAGCAAUUGCCAAGAGAGAAAGUCCAGGUGGCUACAAAGUUUGGGAUCACCUUUGAUAACUUCAAUCCCAAAGAAGUUAAGAUUAGAGGCGAUCCUGCUUAUGUUCGUGCCUGCUGCGAGGCUAGCUUGAAGCGUCUCGAUUUGGAUUACAUCGAUCUUUACUAUCAGCACCGGGUUGACACUUCGGUUCCCAUAGAGGAAACGAUGGGAGAGCUUAAGAAGCUCGUUGAAGAAGGCAAAAUCAAGCACAUUGGACUAUCUGAAGCCAGUUCCGACACAAUCAAGCGAGCUCAUGCUGUUCAUCCCAUCACUGCAGUGCAAAUGGAAUGGUCAAUUUGGACUCGUGAUAUUGAGCCAGAAAUCGUCCCUCUUUGUAGGAAACUUGGGAUUGCGAUAGUUGCAUACAGUCCAAUUGGACGUGGCUUCUUUGGAGGGAAAGGAAUCACUGAGAGCUUGCCCUCAGAGACUGUCUUGCUAUGCUGUGGUUGCAGAGGAUGCAUCCAAGGUUCAUUGAAGAAAGUAAAGAGAAGAACAGAGUGCUCUACACCCGAGUCGAGAAGCUAGCAAAUAAACAUGGCUGCACUCCUGCUCAGCUUGCUCUUGCAUGGGUCUUGCAUCAAGGAGAUGACGUGGUGCCCAUCCCUGGGACAACCAAGCUGAAGAAUCUGGCAAGCAACAUGGAAUCGCUGAGAGUGAAGCUGACAAAGGAAGAUGUGGAGGAGAUUAGUGCGGCGGUCCCUGUGGAUGAUGUUGCUGGAGUCAGAUCUGCUAGUUAUCAGCUCACAUGGAAGUUUGCUGAUACACCAUUGCCAAGCAAGAACUAAUUAGCUGACUUAUCCGCUCAUAUAUGUUCUCUGCAGAUAUUGAUAUGUAGUUCGCAUUAUUAUAAACAUAAAAGCUCAAUACAAAAUGUUGUAAGCAGUUUGUGUCUGAUGUUGGUCCAUGGAAUAGUGGCUUAAUAAUAAGAAUAAAAAUAAACUAGUUUUGUGUCCAGCCUGUAUGGGAAGAGUGAUUGAAAGUUUGUAGUUGCAGAGAGGGUAGCUAUGUUGUUCUUUUAAAAUUUAAUGAUAAAUUGGUGAGUUCUUGGAAACAAG